CCCCAGAAAUAAACUCAGUUGAUCCUUCGAUUAGCUGUGUCUCCCUAUCUCUGCUUGCUAAUUUCUUUAACUUUAGCUAAAAAUCCUUCCAAAUUCUCUCAAACUCCUUAAUUGGCUUCCUCUUCAAAUUGCUGUCAAUCAGGCUCCUUCCUUGCUCUUUUAGAGCGUUACAGCCUCUACAAGGCUUUUGCCUCUCGGUGCCUUGGCUGCCUUAGCAGCUAAGAGACCUCGUGGCCAGCCGACGAGGUUCACCCUCAGGCUGCCUCAUUGCCACUCGCCUCUGCCGCGCGGCCCAAAGAGCACCAGCAGUUUCACUUCAAGGCUCCGGAGGCAUGAUCGCUGCAGCUGCGCCACCGGAAAAGCCUCCUUUCAUCGCAGUGACCACAGGCUUCGUUUGCCAAGCUGCCUCUUCUUGCCGCCAGCAGCGUUAUUUGUCGGUUCCAAAUCCUCUCCUGGCGCUGGAGCGCUUGGCGGGCUGCAAACUGCCGGCUCACAACCUCAGCCCUUUCUCAGGACCCGGUCUACUCUAAAGGCAGUUAAUUUAGGUACGAAAGCAAUGGCAGCCAUUUUGUUUGGGUGGGAAGCUUUCUACGAUGCUUCAAAGUAACUGUGAGUAAUGGUGACCCAACAGGACCAUUCCUGAAGGGGGAGAUUCACCCAGUCCAGUUGCCCCCUCUGCUCCAGUUCCCUCUGGACCCAGGAGCAAAAAGAGAACCUAUAACAAGCCUUCUGCUACCAAGCCUGCUAAGGCCCCUAGGCCUGCUCCUCCUCAGGAGGCCCAGGAAGCUACUAUUCCUAGUGCCCCUUAAUGACAAGGCCUCUGACCCUGCUCCUCGUAAGGUCACUUCCAAGACCAAUCAUUGCUCCACUCCUGCACCGGCUCCUAGGUUUUCUCCUUCACCUAAUUUCAACCCUAUGGAGGACCUCUCCACUGAUACUGAUGGGGAUAUCUCCCCCGCCCAGCUUCUCCCUUGAACCCUGAGGAUGGGAUUGGAUUUCAAGGGGAUUUUGAUUCUGAAGGGAAUAGCAGCAUCACCCCUGACAUAGAUGUGGGUUCCCCUGCUCCCGGGUCUGUCUCCAUCAACCCUGAUGAUAUGGCUGACAUCAUAGCAGCUGCCAUUGAGCAGGGCAUUGCUGCAGGCCUUCAGCAUCGAUCUCCUGCUGUGCCACGCCUCAUUGUUGCACUUCCAAUAAAUCUAAGAGGGGUCGUUCCAACCAAGCUCAAGGGGCGACUUCUGCAAGCAUUUCUCAGCCUCCUGCGGUGGAUGCUGAGGAGCAGGUCACUCGUGAUUACAACCUGUUAGAGGAUGAGGGCUUGACCCCUGCGCUUUCUGCCUUAUUGGGCCUGUUCAAGCCUGCCUUGUUUCACUCCCUCUUGUUUAAAGCCAAGAAGGUUUCUGGUAUUCCGGCUUCUAAACCAUCCUCCUCUUCGGAGGCAGACAAGUCAGAUACCACAGACCCCCUCUUUUCACAUCCUCCCGUCAAAAAGGACAUAGUUCCUUCCCCGAAACUGUUUCUGGAGGUGAUUCAAAAUCAGUGGGCCUCUCCGGGGUCAGGGCCCUUCCUUCUACUCUGGAAAACAGUUGUAUAAUGUCAGCCCAGAGCUCUCUAAACUUUUGGAGGUUCCUUCCAUUGAUCUCCCAGUGGGGUCUUUGUCAUCGCCUAAUGCGGCCACCACUGCUCCAGAGGACGCUCUCCGCCCUGAGGACAAACGCUUUGACCAGUCACUGGUAAAGGGCCAGCAGUCCGCUGCAUGGGCGGUCAAGGCCACCUCUUCUGCUUCAUUUUUCAACAGGGCUGCCCUUUGCUGGCUAAAACAGAUGCAGGACAGGAUCCCUCCUGGAGAUUCCCACGCUCACUAGGAUAUCAACAAGCUUAGGGUGGCAAUGGAGUACACGGCAGAUGCCUCUGGAUGCGGCACGUUUCUCUUCUAGGUCCAUGGCUUCUACCAUCACCACCAGAUGUCUUCUUUGGCUGAAGCAGUGGCAAGCAGAGGCCAGAGCGAAGUGGCACUUGGUGUCCGCCCCCUUCUCACCCGGUUCUGCUCUUUGGUCCUCCUCUGGAGCCUCUCUUGGUUGAGUCCAAGGACAAACGCAAGAUCAUCACAUCAGGCCCACCAGAACAUCCAGCUCACCCUUCAGACCCUAAAGGACCACGGAUUUCUGGUCAACUUGAAGAACAGUCAUCUGCAGCCCACAACUCGCCUCACGCAUCUAGAGGCAGACACCUCUCUGGAACAGGUAUUCUUAUCCCUAGAGAGACAGGUGAGCAUUCACGACUUGAUCUCAUUCAUCCGUAACCAACAGACAGUUCCGCUCAUUCAACUGUCUCAACCUCUGGGCAAGAUGGUGUCUGCUUUCCACAUCGUGCCGUGGUCCAGGUUCCACAGUGGCCAGCUCCAAUGGCUUCUGCUCCCGUAUCAGAAGGCAAACUGUAGUUGCUCUACAAACAGAAUUCGCCUGACCUCGGAGGUAAGACGAUCCCUAUGCUGGUGGCUCUCCCCUGCCGUGACACAAGGUUCUCUUUUUCGUGAACCCCCAUGCAUCACACUAACGACGGAGGCUAGUCUGCAAGGCUGGGGAGCUCACAUUUUGUCACACAUGGCCCAAGGUCUUUGGUCAUGCUCCGACCAGAGGAACAGUAUCAACUGGCUGGAGCUGAAAGCCGUGUUUCUUGCCCUCCUUCAAUUUCACUCUCUUGUGGCCAAUGCGCAUGUGCUCGUCCUUACCGCCACCAAAGCACACAUAAACCGGCAGGGGGAGACAAAAUCCCGGCGUCUAAUGACUCUGUAUUUACAACUGAUAUCUUGGGCGGAAACCCACCUGUUGUCGCUCAGGGCCAAGCACAUAUCGGGGGUCCAAAACAUUCAGGCAGAUGGCCUCAGCCACAUGCACAUCGAUCCAGCAGAGUGGAGCUUACAUCGGCGCAUCUUCCAACAACUGACUGUCAGGUUUGGGCUUCCAGUUCUUGACCUCUUUGCCUCCCAGGACAACACUCAGUUACCGAGGUACUUCACUCGCUAUGCGACUCCAGGAGUGGAGGGCACGGAUGCUCUGAGAAGCGAGUGGCCUCUGGGCCUUCUCUAUGCCUUUCCUCCUACCCCACUCAUUCAGAGGGUGGUGCAAAAACUACUGAACUAAUCCUGAUUACUCCUUGGUGGCCCCGCAGACGCUGGUUUGCCGACUUCAUGAACUUCUCAGUAGCUCCUCCAUAGCAACUGCCCCAGUUCCCCUUGCUGCUCCACCAAGGGGCGUUCCAACAUCCAGACCUUCCGUGGUUGUGUCUCACUGCUUGGAGGUUGAGCAGGAAGCUCUAAGGACUGCGAACCUGUCUGCGGAGGUCAUUCAAACAAUUCAAGCCUCCAGACGUCCUUCUACUAAUCGAAUUUAUGAUGCCACUUGGACUCAAUUCUCUGUCUCGUGUCACUCAAAGGGCGUUGUUCCUCUUGAGGCUUCUGUUUCUCAUGUUCUUCAAUUUCUGCUGCGGGGGCUGGACCUAGGACUUUCACCGAACACUCUUCGCUGCCAGCUUGCGGCCCUGUCCCCAGUCCUCUCUGACUUCUGCUCAGUCUCUCUCUCAUGACCCUCUGAUCCAUCGUUUCUUGAGAGGUGCCACAAACAUCAAGCCACUGACAAUACCCACAUUCUUUACCUGGGAUGUCUCCAAAGUCCUGGAAUCCUUAACUCAGUCUCCAUUUGAGCUCUUGCAUUCUGUGUCCUUGCAUGUUUUAACAUUAAAAGCGGUUUUUCUUGUAGCCAUUACUUCAGCAAGGCGAGUCUCCAAGUUGGCGGCCUUGUUCACCAGACAAGAUUUAUGCAUCUUUCAUCCAGAUAAGGUAGUCCUUUGGCUUGAUCCGGCCUUGUACCUAAGGUAAAUUCUGUAUUCCAUAGAACCCAGGAAUUGAUGCUUCCCGAAUUCUGUCCUCAGCCAUCACACAGACUGGAAUGUAAGUGGCAUUACAUCGAUGUACGUCGUGCUUUAAGCAUUUAUAUUAAACAAACUGCUUCUUUCAGGCGAUCUGAGGCUCUUUUUAUCAAGUUCCAGCCUGGAGGUAGGAGAGGUUCCAAGGCCUCCUCUUUGGACAUUGGUCGUUGGGUACGGACAGCUAUUUCUAGGGUGUAUUCCACACUCUCUCUGCCUGUGCCACCUCAUAUCACGGCGCACUCUACAUGCAGCACAGCCACCUCUGCGGCCUGGUCAUCUCAAGCUUCGUUGGAGGAAAUUUGCCGAGCGGCUACAUGGACCUCAAUUUCUCCAUUCAUCCGACACUACAAGCUCGAUAGAUACACCUCAGCUGAUGCUUCCUUCGAACAGCGCAUGCUGCAGCAUAUCGUUGCAACUUAAGUUUCCUUUCUUAUUCUUUCCCUCCCAAUGAGACUGUGGGCUUUGAUAUGUCCCAUGCCUGGAUGAUGUCUCCACCUACUGGAGAAUGGGCGUUGAUACGCCCUUUCUCAGGACGGUGGAGACAUCAUCCAGCCCCACCCUGUUCCUUUGACUUAUUGCCUUUUCCUUUCUACUAUGUUUCUUGGGGAGAGAUAAUUUCUAUCAUUUCAGAUUGCUUACACAGCGGUCUACAAGUCACUCCUUCAUCUAUUUCUGGGGAGGAGCUUCGUGGGCGUGGCUUUAAUACUUGUAGACCCAGUCAUAUUGGAUUCUGACGGAGUCAUACCCAUGCCUGGAUGAUGUCUCCACUGUCCUGAGAAAGGGCAUAUCAGGUAGGUACCAACGCCCAUUCCUAUAUUCAAAAAUCCGGUGAGGUGAGUUGAGCUGAAAGAGAGUGACUGGCCCAAAGUUAUUCCACUGCCUUUCAUGGCUAAGGCAGGACUUGAACUGACAAUCUCCCAUUUUCUAGCCUGGUGUCUUGAUCACUAGACCAGACUGGUGCUCUAUAUAAAGAGCCAAUUGGCCAGUGAAGGAAAAGCAUUUUUCUCUAUGCACACAUAUCUUCCAGAAAAAAUAGAUUUGACCCAAUGCAAAAAUUAGCUGAUUUCGAUGCUACCCACCAAUGCUGGAAAAUCUGAGUAGGAUCCACACCUGCACAGCAUCUGCCAAGAUCCGUUUAAAUGAGGCAGAGUAUCUUCCCCUGAAUUUGAUGCUCCUCGAUAGAUAAUGGAUCAUAUGGUGACUAGCUGCCAUUUGAAGUCUUAUGCAGGUGGAAAAGCAGUCUUUCUCCAACUAACAAAUACUGUGCUUAAUUGGAUAAGUGGCCUAGAUAUUAAUAUAUUGAAUACUUCUAUACUUAUGAACCAAUGUAUUUUAAAAUGUAACCUAUAUGUAUGUAUAUAUGUAUGUAUGUGUAUGUGUGUAUAUAUAUUCCUUAAAGCUUACAAAAUUGUUUACAUAUCUCCAUCAUAUGCCUACCAUAGCAUUAUGUACUCCUUCUAUAUAAUUUUACUAUUGUUAUUCAUGUGCUCUAUACCAGGGUUCCCCAACCUCUGGGCUGCAGCUCACUAGUGGACUGUGAUCUGUUUGCAACUGGGUCAUGAAAAUGAUGGGCAAGUAUAUGUGCAUGCACAUGCAUUGCAAGCAGCAGGCAAACACAUGCAUGUAUGUGUGAGAAGCAGGUAUGCGUACAUGCUGCUCAUGCAAAUGGAGUUGCACUUGGGCACAUACUUGCCAUCACUCAUGCAAAACCAUCCCCUCUCCCUUCGCAAAAUCAGAAAAGUUGGGAACUCUGCUCUAUGCCAUACACUAAAUAAGUAAAUAAAUAUCUCCAGUGAAGUUAUUUGGGCAAUUUAUAAUAACAGAGAAUAUAUAGCAGAGAGGUCAAACUCAAGGCUCGUGGGCCAGUUUCGGCCCAUGGGGUGCUUAGAUCUUGCCCAUGAGGCUACCCUGGAAACAAUAAAGGACCAACCCACGGUGCCUUUGCCAGUGAAAAUUUAGCC
Molecule: messenger RNA, 5885 nt
Organism: Thamnophis sirtalis
Lineage: Eukaryota; Metazoa; Chordata; Lepidosauria; Squamata; Natricidae
Source: RefSeq, a predicted model, not a curated record